This is a messenger RNA of Eupeodes corollae, 4795 nucleotides long. RefSeq names its product RNA-binding protein squid (gene sqd). Gene Ontology annotation, molecular function: RNA binding. Gene Ontology annotation, cellular component: nucleoplasm. The transcript has 6 exons. The record is from RefSeq and is a predicted model, not a curated record. The coding region runs from base 190 to 1320 and encodes 376 amino acids. NCBI's taxonomy places the organism in Eukaryota, Metazoa, Arthropoda, Insecta, Diptera, Syrphidae. Gene Ontology annotation, biological process: regulation of gene expression.
UCAACGCGUCUUUUCCGGCCAUUACUAUACUACAGUCGUCAUCGCGUGAGAGCGAGUGAAUUAAAAAUUUUUCAUACAAAAUUAAUUGAAUUUAUCAAAUAAAUAAAUAUUAGUUUAUUAAUUUCUAAGUAAAGUUCUUUAAAAGAAGUUAGAAAUAAACAAAAGAAACAACUAACAAAAACCAAAACAAUGUCUGAUAACAAGAAUAACGACUGCGAAAUGAACGGUGAAGACUUCUCACAAGAUGUCAGUACCAAUGACCAACAAAAUGAAGAAAAUGGUGCCGGUACAAAUGGUAAUUCGGCCGAAUCGCACGGACGAGAUGAUGACAGGAAACUUUUUGUUGGUGGACUUAGCUGGGAAACCACAGAAAAGGAACUUCGUGAACAUUUUGGUCACUAUGGUGAAAUUGAAAGCAUCAAUGUUAAAACAGACCCACAAACUGGUCGUUCAAGAGGAUUUGCCUUCAUCGUUUAUACAGCUGCUGACGCCAUUGAUAAGGUUAUCGCUGUGAGCGAUCACAUAAUUAAUAACAAAAAAGUUGACCCCAAGAAGGCCAAGGCUCGUCAUGGAAAGAUCUUUGUUGGAGGUCUUACUCCUGAAAUUAGUGAUGAUGAAAUUAAAGCCUAUUUUGGACAAUUUGGAACUAUUGUUGAAGUUGAAAUGCCAUUUGACAAACAAAAGUCACAACGUAAGGGUUUCUGCUUUAUUACUUUCGAUUCAGAAUGCAAUGUCAAUGAAUUGUUAAAAACACCAAAGCAAAAGAUCUCUGGUAAGGAAGUAGAUGUUAAGAGGGCGACACCAAAACAAGAAAACCAACAAAUGUCGACGAUGCGAGGUGGACGUGGUGGUGGCCCACGUGGUGGCAGUCGUGGAGGUUAUCGACUAGGUUAUCCCCAUCAAUGGUCCGGCCAAGGUGCAUACCCAGCAUACGGUUACAGCGGCGGCUAUGAUGCAAGUCCCGGUUAUGACUACUACAGCGGUGGCUAUUACAACGGCUACGACUACGGCUAUGCUAUCAUCACUAAUCAAAGUAAAAACUAUAAGAAUACUGUACAAAACGCCAACCACUACUACAGCAGUUAUUUAAAUAAACCAAGAUUUCAAAAUUAUAUGAACAGUACUACUACUACAAAUAGGCAACAUAACAGCAACAACAAUUUUAAUUACUCGUAUAAUAAUUAUAAUAAUAACAACAAUAGAUCAAGACCAAAUAAUUAUAAUUACACCAACAAUAACAGACAACAACAAAAACGAACAGAACAACCACAAAAACAACCCCAACAACAACAACAAAAUAAUGAAAACAAUUUCCAGUAGAUUGUUGUUUUUAUAUAUAUACAUAUUUUUUUUUGUUUAUCGUUUAUUACAUAUAUAUAAAUAUUUUUUUUUUUUAAAUUUCACCUAAAAGGAAUAGUUAUCGAAAAUUACAAAAAGAAAAAGAUUUUAUUCUAAAUUUGCACUUGCGACGAAAUUUUAAUAAUGAAUCCAAACUUCUUUUAUUAUUCAAUGAAACACGAGAAUAGUAGUUAUCUUUUUCUCUCUCUCUCUGUCUCUUUUUGAAACAAUUAAUUUGAUAAAAUUUCUUUAUAAAUUUAUCAAAAACAAAAAAAAAAAACGAGUAUAAUUUUAAAAUUCAAUUUUUUUCCUAGAUUUAUUCCAAUAUUUUAUUUUUACUUUGUGUAACUUUUUAGUAACAAUUACAAUUUUAUUAUCUAAGUGUCUUGACCAAAGUAGCAGACAAUUGGAUGAUGUUGUAAUUUUUAUUUUAAAAUAAUAAUGAUAAUAAUUAAUAAUAAUAGUGUAUGACUGGCGAAGAGUGUGUUGACUUAAAAAACAAGAAAAAAAAUAUAAAUUAGCAAACAAAAUUUUAAAUUCACAACCCCCCUCCUCCCCCCCAAGACUAAAUCUCAACUCAAAAUCAAAUUGCAUGUAUGUAGUUCAUGUACAACAUAAAAUCACAAACCACAUAAAAAUAAUGAAAGUUUGGGAGCUGUCGUAAAUAAAAUUUUUGACAGAAUAAUUGUAAUCGGAAACGUUUACGAAACCCAAAGAGAAAACGAUCACCAUUUGUAUGAAAACUUUCACUACGAUCGUCUUUUUCGUGAAGUCUUUCUUUGGGAUUCUAAAAAGUUAACAACUACAAUGGAAUUUCAUUGUGAUCCUUUGGAAUCUGUUUAUAACAAGAAAACAAUUUCUAGAGGAACCCCUGGAAACUAAAUUAGUGUUCGAAAAAAUUCCUAGGAAAAUUUUAUUUCCGAUAGCUUCCAAAAUAUAUAAACAACCACACAAAACAACAACAACAAAAUAAACAAGCAUACUUACUCCGUAUGCAAAUAUACCUCAAGUAUAAUAUGCAACAGUUGGACCUGCAAAACAAGCAAUUUAUAAACUGUGCCAAAAACCACUUUUAUAAAGAAGUAGUUGCGUCUUGGAAUGCUGAGCUUUUUCUCUCUUAUUGAGAUAAUUAAAUACACCAUGAGUUAUGCUUUUAAUUAUUAUUUUUUUGUUUUAAACAAAAGAAAAAAAACCACUGAAAUAUUACCGACGCUCAUAUUUUUUUCUUCCUCAAAACUAGUUUCAAAAGGGUUUUUGAUUGAUUUGAUAAACUUGAAAUUUCGAAAACCCUUGUUAAACUAGUUUCGAUGAAUAAACUUAAUAAUAUGAUGAACACGAUGCGUCGUAAGCAAACAGCAAAACAUUUCAAGAUCAACCUUUUUCACAAAAGUUUAAUUGUGCCUUUUUAUUAUAUAAAAACAAAUAUUUAAAAAAAGGAGUUAUUGAUUUAACACCUGUUUAAAAAAAUAAAUAAAACACACAUCAUCUAUAUGAACGGAUGGAUGGUGCAUAAAAAUGAAUGACUGUAUUUAGUCAAGCCCGUAGAAGAGCUUAUUAUAUGUAUAUACACAGAAAAUCUAUGUAUAUUAUAAUAUCAAGCUAAAUGCAUAUAUUUUCGUAUGCAAUAUUUAUAUUUAUAUAUAUAUAUAUAUUUUUAUUUUAAACAUACUAUUUUAAUAUAGUAUAAGGAAUAGGUACGGAAUAGGACAAUGGUAGUUGUUGUUGCUUUUGCACAGCACAAAUGUACCUUGUCGACCUAAAACAAAACAAAACAAAAAAAAACAUAAACAAAAGAAGCAAAACAAAACCAAACAAACAAAACAAAAACAAACAGCGCCUGCAAAUGCGCGUUGGAUACUUCUUUUAUUUGCACGCAUUUGUUAAAUUUACAUAUAUUUUUUUUUUAAAAAAAACUUUCCAAAUUUUUAAUAAACACCUUCAACACUUAUUUUUUCAAAAUUUCUGUGUUGUUUGUUGUAUUUGCAAAUCCUUUUUGCAAGAUUUUUAAUUAUUUUGUUUUAUUAAAUUUUCAAAAACAUACAUAAAUAAAUAAGAACACACUUCGUCAAAGAUUAAAAAUAUUAAAAUAUUUUGCAAUAUUUUCGUAGCUAACAUACACGUACAUACAAUUAUUAUAAACAAAAACAAACAAACAAAAAAAAAGAAACAAGUAAAUUUAAUUAUAUUUUUAAACAAACAAAAAGAAAAGUAAAAACAGAAAAAACGUUUUUUGGCUGCAUGUUUCUCAAUGUUAAUAUUUCCUUAAAUUUUGAUUAUUAUUAUUUUGAGUCUUUUCCCAUGUAUUCUAUUAUAUUUUUUAUUAAUUCUCAAAAUCAAUGGUAUAUUAAUAUUAUUCUAUAUAUAUUAUAUGCUAUAUAUUUAUGUAUUCUUCAUUUUAAAAUUUUGAUAUGUAACAUAUUUAUUUUUUUAUUUUAUUUUUGUGAUACCGAGUUUUCUAAUGUUUCGCCUCACUCUUUGGAUGAUUCAAUCAUAUAUAAUUUUACUUUUGUUUUUAUAUAUUUUUAAUAACUACUUUCGAUCUUGGUAAUGUUUUUUUGAUUUUUGUGGAAAACUUAAAAAUUUAAUUCGGUUGUAUUUUGAAAUGCUUCUGUUGUUGAUUUGAUUUGAUUUGAAUUCAUGAUGAUGAUAACGAUGAUACAUCUCUUUUCUUCUCCGUCGUCGUAUCGUAAACCCACAAAACAAAAGAGCAAAAGAAUGAUGAAAGAAAAUUUAGUAAAACUUGGGAGUUGUUUUUUUUUUUCCUUUUCGUACUUCUAAAAUUAAUCAAUAAUAAUAAUAACAAUAGAGUAGUAGUUUUUUUUUUGUUUUGUUUUUCUCUAUAUAGUAAUUUCAAGAUAAAAGAAAAAAGAAUAUUUAAAUCAACUAAUAAAACAGAAAGAAAAAAACCUUCCGCGAAAGGGGUGAGGUGAGACAUUACAAAGUUUAAAAAAUUUGCCAACGCAAAAGUUGUGGAAAAUAAGGUAAAUAAAAAAAUUCAAUAUAUGUGGAAAUGCAUUGUGAAACAUGAGAAUAUUAUUUAUUUCUUUUGUAAAUCAAAAAAAUAAUCAAUCCAAACAAAAAUUAAAGAAAAAAUGAUAAAAAACCAAACAAAAUUAUUAAAAAAAAAAAUACACAAUUAUAAUCCAAUAAUCAUUUUAUAAAACGAUUUUUCUUCUUCUUCUUCUCAAACAAAAUGAUUAAGCAAAAUUAAAAAAACAAUUUUAAAAAUAAUAUAAUAUACCAUCUUCAUAAAAUUAAAGUGAAUUUGCUUUUUGGUUAUAUUUUAUAACAACAACAACAAACAAAUAAAAUGAAAACGACAAUGUUUGACAAAAAACCGAAUAUAUUAUUUAAAAAAAGAAGAAAAUUUUAUAACAAAAAUCAACAAUAUGGUAAUGUUCUUUAUUAAAGCAAACAAAAACAAAGAAAAGGCAAAUAAAAGAAUCAAAACAAACAA